Mytilinidion resinicola is the source of this 1060-nucleotide messenger RNA. RefSeq lists its product as uncharacterized. NCBI's taxonomy places the organism in Eukaryota, Fungi, Ascomycota, Dothideomycetes, Mytilinidiales, Mytilinidiaceae. Bases 296 to 946 code for a protein of 216 amino acids. The transcript is spliced from 2 exons. The record is from RefSeq and is a predicted model, not a curated record.
CAAACCUCUCUCAUCAGCUCCCAGUGUGCCAGUACCGUAAUUUACCCUUGCAGUCCCCUGCACGCUAACUACAGCAUGCGUCUACAGCCUCUACGGCAGAGACCGCUCAGACUUUCACAGCGGAAAACUUCCGCCUGGGCAUGAUACUCAUGCGAAACACAAGGCAGGCUGUUUUUCCAAACAUGUCUUCGCUGAACAAGCUAUUCAUUUGAGUCUUCGCACAGUCAAUCGUCACAAUUCCCAAUUCAAUGACGCCUUCUCUGUCUAUGUAGAUGUUAUUAAGGCUCCAAAUUCAAUGACUUACCGGGAUCCUGGCCCAGACGAUGAUAGCUAUCCCGUCUGCGAGGAGGCUCGCGACAUUCUCAUGAAAUACGAGCAGACUCCACGGUCACAACACCUUCCUCGGGGGCCAAUUGCCUACUAUCCCCGCAGCGAUAUCAUCCAUGUUCUAACUGAAGGAUCCCGAGCGCGGAAAGUCUUCCUCUGUAGCUGUUGGAAGUGUCGGAAACAAGCAGGCCGCCAAGGCGGCUUCGAUAAUCGCAAGAGUCGCUGGGACGAGAGAGAGCUACUUGGAGACUUCGCAACCAUCUACGCGCUGCUCAUCUACCUCAGAUGCCCUGGCCUUAUUUCUAGCUUCCGUCAAAACGGCCUGUCCCUUAGCAAAGGCUAUCUCUCUCACGACCAGUUAGAGUUUCUCGACAGGUGCGAUGAUCUGACAGCACUUCAAGCAAAGAACAUCCGCAACGAGAUCUUGCGCUCUCGGUACCAGUUCCACGUACGAAAGUUCAGCAAAAGGAAUGAAAUCAUCAUCCUUGACGAGAAAGAGACUCUGCCAAUCCAGGAAGACCAGGAUGCAGCCGGAAAGGGCGAUUUUGGGGAGGUUUAUCCCUUCAAUGUCGCUUUCGAGUACCAGGACGAAAGUUUGAAAUCCUAUCAGAGAGCCUAGAGCUUCCUCCGGGCAUUUACCCUUACGUUUUUCUAUAUAUAAUGCUAUACGCAAGGCCGUAUAUAAUGCUAUAUAAAAUGGAAAGGCUGUAUAGCUAUGCCUAUUUUAUAUAGU